GGGGAAGUUCUCGCGGGACCCCGAAGAGGAGCGGAAGCGAGGCGGCUGUGCUGCUUCAGAGACCGGGCGGCGGCGGCGACGACGAGGACUGUGGUGGUGACAGCAGCCGGAACAGGCGCUGCCCUCGGGGAGCAGCAGCAGGGUUGGCGGCGGCUCGCACCGCUGCGGAGGGGCCGGCCGGGCGCGGAGCGGAGCAGCUUCGCCACGGGUGGCGUUGUGUGUCCCGGAGGGCAAGAGCGAGUCCCAGAAGAGAGGCGAGGCUGAGCCCAGAGCGCUGGGUCGCUUCAGCAGGGAAGACUCCCUUCCCCCUGCUUCAGGCUGCUGAGCACUGAGCAGCGCUCAGAAUGGAAGCCAUCGCCAAAUAUGACUUCAAAGCCACUGCAGACGACGAGCUGAGCUUCAAAAGGGGGGACAUCCUCAAGGUUUUGAAUGAAGAAUGUGAUCAAAACUGGUACAAGGCAGAACUCAAUGGGAAAGAUGGCUUCAUUCCCAAGAAUUACAUAGAAAUGAAACCACAUCCGUGGUUUUUUGGCAAAAUCCCCAGAGCCAAGGCAGAAGAAAUGCUUAACAAACAGCGGCAUGAUGGGGCCUUCCUUAUCCGCGAGAGUGAGAGUGCUCCUGGGGAUUUCUCCCUCUCUGUCAAGUUUGGAAAUGACGUGCAGCACUUCAAGGUGCUCCGAGAUGGCGCUGGGAAGUAUUUCCUCUGGGUGGUGAAGUUCAAUUCUUUGAAUGAGCUGGUGGAUUAUCACAGAUCUACGUCCGUCUCCAGAAACCAGCAGAUAUUCCUCCGGGACAUAGAGCAGGUGCCACAGCAACCAACGUACGUCCAAGCCCUCUUUGACUUUGAUCCCCAGGAGGACGGAGAGCUGGGGUUCCGUCGGGGAGACUUUAUCCACGUCAUGGAUAACUCAGACCCCAACUGGUGGAAAGGGGCUUGCCACGGGCAGACAGGCAUGUUCCCUCGCAAUUACGUCACCCCCGUGAACCGGAACGUCUAGGAGCCAAGAGGAGCUUAUUUAAAGAAGUGAAAAAUGUAAAACAUGUACAAAAGAAUUAAACCCACAAGCUGCCUCUAACAGUGGCCUAUGAGGGAGCUGAGAACACCUGGCUGGGUCACCUGGUGACCCUCUCACUUUGGAACUUUGGGGGGUGGGAGGGGGAGUUGGAUAUAACAAUGCCAAAACACCUAUAAAUUAAGAGAAAGAGUUUUUAUGACAAAUUUUCACCACUGCUCCUAUUUCUCUUCCUUUGUCCUUUUUUUCCCAUCUCUCUUCUGUCCAUCAGUGCAUGACGUUUAAUGCCACAUAUAGUCCUAGCUGAUGCCAAUAAUAAAAGAAAAGAAACCAAGUGGGCUGGUAUUUUCUCUAUGCAAAAUGUCUGUUUUAGUCAGAAUGACUGAACAGCCGUUGCUGGGUUCCUCACACACACACACACACACACAAGGGGGACAGGAAGGCCUUGCUCUGUAGCUUCUGCCAGCGGAGGGGAGGGUGAGUAGGCGUCUGCCUUCCAGCCCCCAAGCCCCGGGACACUUCGUCAAAGCUGGAAACGGGGGGGAAAGGCUGGAGCAGUGCCCCUCAUGGCUUCCUGAGAAAGACUGAAAACCUGUGUCCCUCUUCCACAUUGGUUUCCCUUCCGAAUGGUAUUAUUGAGCAUGUUGUUUUUUCAUAGUGCCUUUUUCCUUAUUUCGAGGGUUGCUUAUGAGUGGUGUUUUCUAUUUGUUUUGUUUUAAAAUAAGUUAAAGACAGUCCAGAGCUUUUCAGCCGGUUUGUCUCCUCCUCUGUGUAAAUAUUUUCCUUCGGGGGGAGGGGAGAACAGGGUAGAGGAGAGGAGACGAGUAGAAGUGGGGGGAUGCGGGCGUUCUGCCUGUUCUAAGCCAGGAGUCAGUAAGGUUCAGCUUUAAUAUUUGUGAGCCCUCCAGAGUUAGAGCGGAAGCUGGGGUACCUGGAGCCGCGGCCCCGGAUGCAUGUGACCAGCUGCCGGGGAAGGGGAGGUGGCGGCUCGUCCCACCUCGCACUGGAUCUGGCUGAAAGGGGGGGUCAGCGGCCUUGACCUCGCGGCCUCAGGUGUUGUCUGCCCCACUCCUUAACCUUAGAGACCCCCCAGAUGCAAACCCCUGGAGCCAGCAAGUUUCAAACACAGGAAAGGAACUGAAGCUGUCGCGCUCUGAACUGUAUCAGGACGUACCGUAUUCCUGCACUGGGGUACAAAGUGAGCCUUCACUUCAUUUUUCUUGCUCUGCAAACCAGGGGUACCCCUUCAUGCCUUUCACCUUUUGUGUUCCCACCUAACCUGCCCAGGUGAGCCUUAGGGCAGCGUUCCAUUCACAGCGGGCUGUGUUUAUAGCUGCUCCAUUCCACCCCCAAAAAGGAAAUGUCUCCAUGAAGCAGGGCAAGCUGGGAAGGAAGAUUGGAUUUCUAGGAAGGUCAAGUCCCCUGAGAACGCUCUGCCCGUCUGCUGCCAUUUUCUUGUCCCUCGGAGUGAUGUGCCUGUGAACUUUCUCCACAACACAGACAGGGCCGCCGAGUUGGUGACGGCCUCGGGUCUGGAGUGGUCUUCAGAGUCUGCCCUGGACACUGGUUCUGGAGCCGGACUCGGCCCGGAGCACGCGGAGGACCAAGAGGUGGCCGCUCUUCUGGACGGAGCACCGGCCUCUCCUUGCCCCCUGUCUGACUCCUUCUCCUUUUCUCGCUGAUAAAAGGAACCUGGCAUUCUACACCUGGACCAUCUGAUUGUUUUGUUUUGGAAUUGGUGUAUAUCAUGAAGCCUUGCUGAACUAAGUUUUGUGUGUAUAUAUUUAAAAAAAAAAUCAGUGUUUAAAAGACAUAUGUACUUAAUCCUUUAACUGCGAGUAGCAUUUGGUAGGUAGUGAUUAACUGUGAAUAAUAAACAUACAGUGACUUCUUCA
This is a messenger RNA of Hipposideros armiger (great roundleaf bat), 2908 nucleotides long. It is a transcript of the gene GRB2, whose product is annotated as growth factor receptor bound protein 2. NCBI's taxonomy places the organism in Eukaryota, Metazoa, Chordata, Mammalia, Chiroptera, Hipposideridae. The record is from RefSeq and is a predicted model, not a curated record. Gene Ontology annotation, molecular function: protein binding. The transcript is spliced from 6 exons. Bases 345 to 998 code for a protein of 217 amino acids.